Molecule: messenger RNA, 1318 nt
Organism: Ctenocephalides felis (cat flea)
Lineage: Eukaryota; Metazoa; Arthropoda; Insecta; Siphonaptera; Pulicidae
Product: phospholipid phosphatase homolog 1.2 homolog
Biological process (GO): signal transduction; phospholipid dephosphorylation; phospholipid metabolic process
Molecular function (GO): phosphatidate phosphatase activity
Source: RefSeq, a predicted model, not a curated record
CAGUCAUCAUGACGAUAGCUUUGAUAGAGAUCGGUGUGUAUCCAAGUCAACAGAAGGGAUUCUGGUGCACAGACCCCAGCAUUUCGUACAAAUUUCGAGGCGACACCAUAACUCCUAUGAUGCUGGCCAUCCUGACACUGAUCACACCACUUGUGAUAAUGUUCUGCGUUGAGCACUGGGCCGUUAUAGGCAGUGGCAGCGCCUGGAAGCAUAUAAAGAUGGCCUCGAAACGUAUGAUGCGUUGGUACAAGGAAUACGUUACGGGAUUGUUUUUGGCCCUGUUCAUAAUCGAAGUCAUGAAAGCGAUCAUCGGAGAACCGAGACCGCAUUUUCUAGACUCGUGCAGGCCCGAACCAGGACUCAACUGUACGCAGAGGGUAUACAUAACAAAUUACAAAUGUACUAACACUGCCAUCACCACGUGGAACGUCAGAGAAUCGACGAGAUCAUUUCCAUCAGGUCAUUCCGGUUUGAGCUGCUACACAUCACUCUUUAUGGUGUUCUACUUGCAUUAUCGCGCUCGUCAAUAUCUGGGAUCCCGUUUUGCGACUCCCUUCGUACAGGCAUUGUACCUUUGCUAUGCGAUCGCUUGCAGCGUGACCCGCAUCACCGAUCACCGUCAUCACUGGUGGGACGUCAUCGUAGGAGCAGGAAUAGGAAUUGCUGGCGCAGUAUUUACAGUACAAUGCUUUUGCCAGUUUUUCAAGUCUCAAUGGUCGGAAUCUAAGGAACCUACUCCAGUGAAAUUCGGCACACUGGUCGGCUUGGACGGAAUAGCUUUGCCAACAUUACCAAACGGAAACGACAGAACACGACACCAGAGUGCGAGGCGGUUGCUUUCGGAUAUCAGCCAAACGGAAACCACUACAGUACCAGGCCAUCAGCUUGCCUAACGGUGUGAUAAUUUACGUGUGUUAAAUAUUGAGUUAGAAGCCAGAAAAAAACGUGUUUGCGAUAUUUUUCCUGCAAGAUAAACAGAUUUAAAGACAAUUUUAUGUGAUGCGAUCAUUGUGAAUUUAUAAUAAAAUUCAUAAAUUCUGACGAUUCGGGCAACUUUCGGAUCAAAGUGUGUGACUAGAUGUGCAAAGGAAGUGAUUUUUAUGGCUUUUAUUCCAUUUUAAUGUUUGGCCUUUUUUUAGCACUAAUCUUCUGUUUAGACUAUAACAUCAUUUAGUACAUUAAAUAAAUUGAAGAAUCAUAAUGCAAAGUUCAUGAUUACAUUAUAAAGUAGUUAAUAAUUGAAUUAAUAUAAUUUAUCACUUUUCUUAACAUUUUAAAAUAAGGCCAAGUUUUCUAAAUCUAACCAUGGUCAAUAAAA